UUUAUUAAAUAAACAAACUAUCCGACUUCCAACUUUUUCCAAUCAUAUUGGGCGAAAUGUGUCCCUCACUUUAGCACAUUUUUCACAACUUCAAGACAUUCCGGUCUCAAAGUCAGUAAAAAUUCAAAAACCAGCUUCCAACUUAUAAAUUGAGGUUGAUUUCCUGCGAGUCCCAGUCUCCAACAGGAUGAAACAUUUAGUGGUUGCUUUUGCUACAGUUUCGUGCAUUUGUGCAUUGUCGCAUCCCGAUUACAUCAAACCGUGCCACAUCAAAAAGCCCGAUUUUAAUAAAUGUGCGUUGGAACACGGCAAUUAUGCCAUUCCAUAUCUGGUCAAAGGCGAUAAACAACGGGGGGUUCCCAAGAUGAAUCCGAUGAAGCUGCCUUUAGUCGAAGUGGUUGAAAGCAAUUUUAGGCUAGCAAUGAAAGAUUUGAGUGUUUACGGGUUGGAAAACUCAAGUCUGACUGAUAUUAAAAUGAACCAAACCUAUCUUGAUCUCACGUUCCACGCCGAUAGACUAAUGUUUAUCGGACAGUACGAAGUUGAUGGGAAAAUUUUAUUUCUGUCCCUACAAGGCUCAGGGCCUUGUAAUUUAACCUCCGUUGGAGGUAAUUUUAGAUUUGUUAGCGUUCUACAGGAAUAUACUGAAGGGAAAGAGACUUUUGUUAAAUUUAACAAGCCCACCAUGGACUACACUCUCGAGAGAGCAUAUUUUUACCUAGAGAAUCUCCUUGAUAGUGGGGACCAGCAAAUUGGCAUUGACAUUAAUAGAAUAUUGAAUGAGAAUUGGGAAGACGUUCUCAAAGACAUAGACGUUCCCCUGAAGGAGACCGUGACGACGGUGGUCGAGUCCGUCGUUUCAAAAAUCCUCAGAAACAUUCCAGCGAAAAACAUAUUUCCUGAUUAAUUAGCAAUCUGUUCACCAAUCAUUGUCAAUAAUUAUCAUUAAAUGUUCUCAUUUGCAACACUGGUUUUUGUUCGAGACGAUCUUAGGACCGUUUGAGUGGAAAAUUAUACAACGGUUUUCAGUGACUCGUCAAGGUUUUUAAUUACACGUGCUGAUUAGCUUCAGAAAUUAAUAACAUCUGUUUCUUAUGCAAAACCAUCCAAAAAACAAAUCACGAAACCUGAAACAAAAGUUUGAAGGUCGUUAUGGUCUCAUCGUAUUAUUAUUGUUUCAGAUUUGGGAUUUUUCCAAACAAAUGCGAUUUUAUGCUUAGAAAAAGUCCGUGAUUUAUUUAGACACUGAUUCGCAAAAAAUUGGAAACCAAUCGACUCUAACACUAGUGAAUAGCGCGUAAAACAAUAAACGUGAAUAGAGAUGAAAUCAGUAAAGCGUAAAAAACGCUUUAAAUAAAUUAAGUGGUCUACACUCUUAAUGAUUUGAUUGUUCUUCAAAACACAAUGUUUAAUUUAACCUUAGUAACGUGUUCCGGUAUAAAAAAAUAAAACUGGCGUUCGAAGCAAGUAUAAAAGAGUCAUUUUUAUUUCGCCAGGCUUAGUUCUUAAUGGUUCGCAGGAUGAAAUAUCAGGUUUUGGUUUUAGUGGUCGCGCUUUUUUGCACACCUGUGGUGCCGCAGUCGCCUCAAACUAGACCGAGUUAUAUCAAAUCCUGUGAUGAGAAAAACCCCAAUUUCAAAACCUGUGCUUUGGAAAAUGCCAAUUACGCGAUUCCUUUCAUAGUCAAAGGUAAU
Messenger RNA from Tribolium castaneum (red flour beetle), 1694 nucleotides. Its product is annotated as protein takeout. The transcript has 7 exons. The record is from RefSeq and is a predicted model, not a curated record. The coding region runs from base 188 to 907 and encodes 239 amino acids. Lineage: Eukaryota; Metazoa; Arthropoda; Insecta; Coleoptera; Tenebrionidae.